Messenger RNA from Ictidomys tridecemlineatus (thirteen-lined ground squirrel), 3898 nucleotides. RefSeq names its product carbohydrate sulfotransferase 2 (gene Chst2). Gene Ontology annotation, biological process: sulfur compound metabolic process; N-acetylglucosamine metabolic process; carbohydrate metabolic process. The record is from RefSeq and is a predicted model, not a curated record. Lineage: Eukaryota; Metazoa; Chordata; Mammalia; Rodentia; Sciuridae. Gene Ontology annotation, cellular component: Golgi membrane. Gene Ontology annotation, molecular function: N-acetylglucosamine 6-O-sulfotransferase activity.
CCGCUGCGUCCCCUUCUCGGGCUGCAGGGCCGCCUCCGCCGCUUUGCCGGCCGGAGCUGUGCCUGUGAUGAGCCGCAGCUCUCCGCGAGCUCUGCCCCCGGGCGCGCUGCCCCGGCUGCUCCCGGCUGUGCCUGCCGCCGCGCCACGCGCCCUGCUCCCGCCGUGGCCCCGGCGCCCAGGACGCCGCUGGCCCGCGUCCCCGCUCGGAAUGAAGGUGUUCCGCAGGAAGGCGCUGGUGCUGUGUGCGGGCUAUGCACUGCUGCUGGUGCUUACCAUGCUCAACCUCCUGGACUACAAAUGGCACAAGGAGCCGCUGCAGCAGUGCAACCCCGACGGGCCGCUGGGUGCCGCGGCAGGGGCAGCUGGGGGCAGCUGGGGGCGCCCGGGGCCGCCUCCAGCGGCUCCACCCCGCUCUCACACGCGUUUGGACCCCCGCACUCCGUACCGCCCUCCCGUUGCCGCCGUCGGGGCAGCUCCUGCGGCAGCCUUGGGAGUGGUGGGGGCCGCGGCCCCUCCAGGCAAUGGCACUCGGGGCACCAGGGACGGCGGGGACAAGCGGCAGCUGGUAUAUGUGUUUACCACGUGGCGCUCGGGCUCGUCCUUCUUCGGCGAGCUUUUCAACCAGAACCCCGAGGUGUUCUUCCUCUACGAGCCAGUAUGGCACGUGUGGCAAAAACUGUACCCCGGGGACGCCGUUUCCCUGCAGGGGGCAGCGCGGGACAUGCUGAGCGCUCUCUAUCGCUGCGAUCUCUCCGUUUUCCAGUUGUAUAGUCCGGCGGGCAGUGGGGGGCGCAACCUUACUACUCUGGGCAUCUUUGGGGCAGCCACCAACAAAGUGGUGUGCUCCUCGCCACUGUGCCCCGCCUACCGUAAGGAGGUCGUGGGACUGGUGGACGACCGGGUGUGCAAGAAGUGCCCUCCUCAGCGCCUGGCACGCUUUGAGGAGGAGUGCCGCAAGUACCGCACACUGGUCAUCAAGGGCGUGCGCGUCUUCGACGUGGCCGUAUUGGCGCCACUGCUUCGAGACCCGGCCCUGGACCUCAAGGUCAUCCACCUGGUGCGUGAUCCCCGUGCGGUUGCCAGCUCACGCAUCCGCUCGCGCCACGGCCUCAUCCGUGAGAGCCUACAAGUGGUGCGCAGCCGGGAUCCGCGAGCCCAUCGAAUGCCCUUCCUGGAGGCCGCCGGCCACAAGCUGGGUGCCAAGAAGGAGGGUAUGGGCGGCCCCGCAGACUACCAUGCGCUGGGCGCUAUGGAGGUCAUCUGCAACAGCAUGGCCAAGACGCUGCAGACAGCCCUGCAGCCCCCAGACUGGCUGCAGGGUCACUACCUGGUGGUGCGGUACGAGGACCUGGUGGGAGACCCCAUUAAGACGCUACGGAGGGUGUACGACUUUGUGGGGCUGCUGGUGAGUCCAGAAAUGGAGCAGUUUGCCCUGAACAUGACCAGUGGCUCAGGAUCCUCCUCUAAGCCAUUCGUGGUAUCAGCUCGCAAUGCCACGCAGGCUGCCAAUGCCUGGCGGACGGCACUCACCUUCCAGCAGAUCAAGCAGGUGGAGGAGUUUUGUUACCAGCCCAUGGCUGUGUUGGGUUAUGAGCGGGUCAACAGCCCCGAGGAGGUCAAAGACCUCAGCAAGACCCUGCUUCGGAAGCCCCGGCUCUGAGAGAGUUUCCCAGGAGAUCCGACACUCUGUGGAGACACCCACAAAGAUAACUGUGAUGUGUUUAAACAAACAGCCCAGACCCAAACUGAGGUAGCCCACAUAUUCUAUUAUAGAUAUAUAAUAUAAAUAACCACACAGGCACUAGCUGUCGAUGUUUUGAGUCAGUGAAUUUCAAGGAACAGAAAACACACACACACACACACACACACACACACACACCUCAGAAAAGGUAAGACUUGAAAGUUCUGAACAGUGGUCCCUCCUCUCUUGUCCCCUGUCUCUUUCCCCUUCCCCUUUCUCCUGUUUCUCACCCUCUCUCCCACCUGCCUUCCAUUUUGAAGUGGAAUGUUGAUGAAAUCUAGUUCCAGUAACCCAAAUCUUGUUUACAAAGUUUUCGUGGUAUCUGUGAACAUGUAAGAGUAAUCUGGAUGUGGGUGGGGGGUGGGGCGGACAAAGGGGAAGUGGUCCAGGAAAAAAAAGCCCCACUGGGCCUGAUAAUAAACUAAGGAGGCAUUCCUCUAAAGUAGACUUUUGUGUAAAAAAGCAAAGGUUACAUGUGAGUAUUAAUAAAGAAGAUAAUAAAUAAUAUUCUUUUUUUUUUUUUUAAAUAUAUUUGCCUCCCUUGCUUUGGAUUUACCUGUGUUACUUGUCCUACAGAGCUUCAGAUAGAAUCUGCUUCCCUUCCGCCUUCCCUUGUUUCUAGCCCUCUCCUGAAGGACAGCUAACCAGGGAGAAGCUUCUGGCUCCUUGAUAAUAACCCCGGAAUUGUUUUCUCACAUGUAAAUCACAGCCUGCCAGGUGUUCAGGAAUGGAACAAAUCUUCAAAUUCUACAGGCACAACCAAGACGGUUGGAAGAAAAUGCACAAACUACUCUCCUGUUGAACUCCAAGUACAGAAAGGCAGAAGUGAGCCCUUGAGGAUUUGAAUGCAUUUGCUUUUGAUUUCUACUGUAUUGAGUUAAGACAGAGAACCUUGAAGCUGAGACUAACGUUUUUGUCAUGAGUUUGGCUCUGGGAAAAGUCUUUUUAAAAAGUACGUAAUUUUAGAAAAUUCUGAUGAUUAGAACACAAGCCUCAAAAAAUGAAUGUGAACAUAUUGUUGGCGAUGGUAGCAACUUCUUCCGUUAACAAAGUGACACAAGUAUCUGUCUGGGGUGUUUUUCUGCCUCUGACACAGUUCCCAGGCUUAGAAAAGCAGAGAAAUUUUAUCUUCCCCUUUUAAGUAAGGGCACUUAUGGGCUCUUCCUCUUCUUCCUCGCUUACCAUCCAAAUUAGUGAGAAAGAGAAUAUGAAUUUAUAAUGGUUUACUUGGGAUGCCUAGGGGAUAUGUUGCUUUCUUUAUCAUGUUUCCUAAAAGGAAAUUUGCAAAGAAAACACAUGCUGCAGACAGUGUAAGGCUUCAGCCAAGAGCUUCUUUUAGAUUUGAAAAUGAAUUAUGGCGAAGAGAAAAUAAAAAUGGAUUAGUGUGUAGGAUUUUGAGAUUUGGUACUUUCCCAGGGAGAAAACCAUUGAAUUUUCCUGCAAUGGAUGUGAUAUUGCUGUGUCCUGAACCCAUAUUGUACUGAAGCGUUCUGCAGAAUGUUGUAUUAGGAUAAGAAAUUCUGAAGCCCAAAUGGGAACAAGAGACAGUGUGGUUGUAUAUUGCAUUAAAUACGGUACAAGUUCAAUAUCAUCAUGGCUUUAUUUUACUAUAAUUUGUAAUGAGGUUUCUGAAAGUUGUUAUGUAUAAAUUCUGAAGAUUUUAUUUUAGAGAAAAGACAAUGAAAAAUAAUACAUACAUGGAAAAUAUUUGAACACAAAGUGAUUCUUAAGUAUGACUAUCAUUGGGUUGGGGCUUAGCUCAGUUGGUAUGUGCUUGCCUUGCAUGUACAAGGCCCUGAGUUCAAUCCCCAACACUACACCAAAAAAAAAAAAAAAAGCAUAAUUAUCAUUAUAGUGUGAGAUCUAACUACAUUGGUAAAAAUUCCGAGAUGAAGAAGUGUAUAGGUUGUUUUUAUUUUAAAGGUAUAUAUGGCAGUGGAUUUUAUAACAUGUUCUAGAAUGGUUGUUUCUUAAUAUACUAAAAUAGUUUCUAAUAUUGUGUUUAUUAAGUUAUAUUACAGUUAUGACACAGUGAUCAUAUUGUUCAUGAUUUUUUUGUGGUAGUGCCUAUGCUGAAUUAUCUUCAGCAACAUUUGUAAGAGCUUUAAUUUAAGAAUACUUUAAAACUAAAUGAACAAAAUAAAUAUUAAUGUUGGA